Penicillium hordei is the source of this 855-nucleotide messenger RNA. RefSeq names its product putative LaeA-like methyltransferase. Lineage: Eukaryota; Fungi; Ascomycota; Eurotiomycetes; Eurotiales; Aspergillaceae. Bases 1 to 855 code for a protein of 284 amino acids. The transcript has 4 exons. The record is from RefSeq and is a predicted model, not a curated record.
AUGGUUGGCGUUUCUCGCUCGGUCUACAUAUUGGACCGAAACGCAGCAGAGACUCAGCGUCUCAAUAACCAACAUCGCUUUCUCGUCGAUCUCUCCAACCUCAUACACCCGUCGAUUCCAAAAGACCAACUUACAGCAGUGGCUGACUUGGGCACUGGCACUGGCAUCUGGCUCGAAGAUGUCGCCGACUUCCUUCCCAAUAAGUCAGUCUAUCUUCAUGGCUUCGACAUCUCCUCAACUCAGUACCCACCACACCAUGAGAUCCAACGACCCGGCCAAAACCCAAUCCCACUUAGUGUCCACAACGCGCUGGUUCCAUUUCCAGAAGAGCACCGUGGCCGAUACGACCUCGUACACAUCCGACUCCUCACAGCAGGCCUGAAACAAGUUGAUUACAUACGGGUGCUUGCCAACGCGCGUGCUUUGCUCAAACCAAACGGAUGGAUCCAAUGGGAAGAGGUUGACCACACAUCUUUCUGCACAGACGCGGUUCCAGAGCCAGAAGUAAUAACCCGACUGCGUGAAUGCGUGAUCGUAGCCAUGCUCAAACUAGGCCUGUGGCCGUUUGCUCCACAGCGUGUGUUUGACGAGAUCUCCGAUUCUGGGUUUGCCGAUGUCGUCCGUGAGACUUACACUACUUCUGGGAAGGAGCAUCUGCGACCUAUCGCGCAGAAAUGGGUUGCCGGUGUGAUGUGUGCUCUGGUGCCGGCUUGUAUGGUUGCUAUCGGUCAAGCUGAGGAUACCAAGCAGGCACGUGGGAUGACUGAGCAGUUGGUUCAUGAGUUCGAGGCCCAUUGCGAGACUGCGACGGCGCUAGUUAACUUCGGGGUUACGGUUGGUCGGAGAGUGAAUUGA